AUGGCUACGUCAUCUAUGUGCCUUGCUGCAAAUUCCAUGAGCAACGGUAAAGUGCGUCUGAACAAGGAGAUUUAUGGUAAAUUCGUGAAUUUGUCAUCUGGUAUUUCCUCUACUGGCGGUCGAUCAAGGCGUAUCACUGUAGCUGCAUCUUUGGGACAGAAGCAGAAUGAAGGAAGAAGAGGGUUUCUAAAACUACUUCUCGGAAAUGUUGGGCUAAGUUUGCCCACUCUAAUCGGUGCACAGAGUGCUUCUGCUGAUGAUCAAGGUGUAUCCUCAUCAAGAAUGUCAUACUCGAGAUUCCUAGAGUAUCUAGAUAAGGAUAGGGUACAAAAGGUUGAUCUAUUUGAAAAUGGAACAAUAGCAAUUGUAGAAGCUAUUUCCCCUGAAUUGGGUAAUCGAGUGCAGAAAGUCAGGGUGCAACUUCCAGGUCUCAGUCAGGAGCUUCUUCAAAAGUUCAGAGAGAAGAAUAUUGAUUUUGCUGCGCAUAAUGCCCAAGAGGAACCCGGCUCUCUAUUGUUCAACUUGAUUGGAAACUUAGCCUUCCCCUUAAUCCUAAUUGGUGGCCUAUUUCUCUUGUCACGGCGAUCAUCAGGAGGACUUGGUGGACCUGGGGGCUCCGGCUUCCCCUUUGGUAUUGGUCAGUCCAAGGCAAAGUUCCAAAUGGAACCCAAUACUGGAGUGACAUUCGAUGAUGUUGCCGGUGUAGAUGAAGCGAAGCAAGAUUUCAUGGAAGUAGUGGAGUUCCUGAAGAAACCUGAAAGGUUUACUGCUGUUGGUGCUCGCAUUCCUAAGGGCGUUCUUCUUAUUGGUCCUCCUGGAACCGGAAAGACAUUACUUGCCAAGGCCAUUGCCGGUGAGGCAGGUGUCCCCUUCUUCUCAAUUUCAGGGUCUGAAUUCGUAGAGAUGUUUGUUGGAGUAGGAGCUUCAAGGGUUCGUGACCUCUUCAAGAAAGCUAAAGAGAAUGCUCCUUGUAUCGUAUUUGUUGAUGAAAUUGAUGCCGUCGGCAGGCAGAGGGGAACUGGCAUUGGAGGGGGAAAUGAUGAAAGAGAGCAGACUCUCAAUCAACUUCUGACAGAGAUGGAUGGUUUUGAAGGCAACACUGGCAUCAUCGUAAUUGCUGCUACAAACAGGGCAGACAUUCUAGAUUCGGCCUUACUGAGGCCUGGGAGAUUCGAUAGACAGGUCAUUUUCCAUCUAUUAUCUCAUUGGCCCAGAGACAUUAUUAUGUCUUUUCCCCAAGGUUAUAAUGUCUGCGAAUGCCGUGCAGGUAACCGUUGAUGUCCCUGAUGUCCGUGGACGAACAGAAAUAUUGAAAGUGCACGCCACCAACAAAAAGUUUGAUGGCGAUAUUUCUCUUGAGGUCAUAGCCAUGAGAACCCCUGGGUUCAGUGGUGCAGACCUCGCGAAUCUCUUAAAUGAGGCAGCUAUAUUGGCAGGUCGGCGUGGGAAGACUGCGAUUUCAUCGAAGGAAGUUGAUGAUUCCAUUGACAGGAUUGUAGCUGGAAUGGAAGGAACAGUUAUGACCGAUGGGAGAAGCAAGAGCCUCGUGGCAUACCAUGAAGUUGGCCAUGCAAUCUGUGGGUAUGGUAUCUUCCAUCCAACUCCAUUAUCCUUCAUAUUAAACGAAGUUUUGCUUCCAGCAACCUCGUCAAAGGAAAUUGCAUCCUUCCCACCGGAUUAUUUAUUUUCGGAUGAUACCCAUGUGCGAAAUAGUAUUCCAUUCAUGGUAUGGUACUUCUUUGCUCAAAAUACUGUGUUACAUGAUCAUAUAAAUGAUCUCAUCCUCCUGAUAAUUAAGGCAUACAAUGCUCAUCAUCCUGGUUUUUAAAUGGUGGUUCACAUUUGAGUAGUGUCUCAUUCCCUCAACGCAUAAACAUGGCCAAUAUUUUGUCAUAUUAUCAUCGACUGGUAUCUUCUUUUUCACAUACUGUAAACACGGGUAUUACUUAAUACGAGUUGUUUGCAGACUGCUUGUGUCCAGACUUAGAUUAUGAGGACAGAUUUGUGUUGUUUGGCUCAUUUCAGCCUGAGCAACUUACCGAUCACAGCAGAAUAUGAAAAUGAAGAUAGUUAUUUCCUGUUUGUGGCAGCACCUUGACCCCAGGACAUGAUGCUGUCCAGAAGGUCACCCUUGUCCCACGUGGCCAGGCGCGAGGGCUGACUUGGUUCAUCCCUGCCGAUGAUCCGACCCUAAUCUCGAAGCAACAACUAUUUGCGAGAAUCGUCGGCGGCCUUGGCGGUAGGGCUGCUGAGGAGAUCAUCUUUGGGGAAGCCGAAGUGACCACUGGUGCAGCUGGUGACUUACAACAGAUAACUGGCUUAGCGAAGCAGGUAAUUUCAUUCAAGUUCAUAAUUGAGUCCCUUUCUUCUUGCAACAUCUCUGUCCCAUGAUCAUCGGCAUGGUGCUUCUCUCUCUCUCUCUCUCUCUAUCUCGCUCUCUUUCUCCAGUAGGAAGAUACAAAGGGCCUGGCCGGCCCUGGGUUUCAUCUGGGUCUGGACAGGAACUUCUCUUCUCAGCUGUUUUCCGGGUCUUCAAUCGAACUGUUUCUUCUUAUUAUGAUUCAGAAGAUUAGCUCGAAUAUAAAUUCAAAUAAAUAGCUGCUAGAAGAUUAGUUUUUCUUCAAAUGCCUCUGAAAUUCUCCGUGAGAUUCUCUCUCUUCUUUUCUUGACCUGUUGAUGAAGCCUCUUUCUCCUGCCGGCUCCAGAUGGUGACCACAUUCGGAAUGUCGGAGAUCGGCCCAUGGUCCCUGAUGGAUGCUUCAGCUCAGAGUGCCGACGUCAUCAUGAGGAUGAUGGCCCGGAAUUCCAUGUCGGAGAAAUUGGCCGAGGACAUCGACACCGCCGUGAAGCGGAUCUCAGACAGCGCGUACGAGAUCGCGCUGAGCCACAUCAGAAACAACCGCGAAGCCAUCGAUAAGAUCGUGGAGGUCCUCAUCGAGAAGGAGACCCUGACCGGCGACGAGUUCCGAGCGAUCCUCUCGGAGUUUGUGGAGAUCCCCGCCGAGAACCGGGUCCCUCCGGCGAAAUCAGCCGUUCCUGCGUAA
Messenger RNA from Spirodela intermedia, 3044 nucleotides. Lineage: Eukaryota; Viridiplantae; Streptophyta; Magnoliopsida; Alismatales; Araceae. The record is from the annotation of a GenBank genome assembly.